Molecule: messenger RNA, 1181 nt
Organism: Venturia canescens
Lineage: Eukaryota; Metazoa; Arthropoda; Insecta; Hymenoptera; Ichneumonidae
Product: cysteine dioxygenase type 1
Exons: 4
Coding region: 305-979 (224 amino acids)
Biological process (GO): L-cysteine catabolic process
Molecular function (GO): cysteine dioxygenase activity; ferrous iron binding
Source: RefSeq, a predicted model, not a curated record
UUAGACAAAAUUCUCUUGAGCAACAACACUUUCCUCCGCGAGGGGGAGAGUAGAAGGGGCUCCUCACUUGCUCGCCUGCCUAUAAGAUGCUGUGUUACACUCUUGUGCUAGACUUGUACGAACUGUAGACGUGUGAGCACCUUAAGCACUCGCUCUCCGACAACAUCCUGUUGCUCUUUCCUGUGACAAUCUUUUGUGCGCCUUUUUGUACACGGGAAAUCGCAACUGCGAAAUCCUAAACAUUCAAUCCUGCCUGAACGAUUCGCCGAUCGUGCGAGUUCGCCGAACUUUUGAGACAUUCAGAAUGGAAGUGUGUAAUCGCGAUUCGAACACCCUCGAGCGCAACGAACCUCAAUCCUCUUUGGUGCAUCGAAAAGUUGACAACCUCGACGAUCUUAUAAAACAACUCCAUUGUGCUUUCGCUACCGAUUUUGUGGAUAUCGAUCACGUUCGAUCGCUCAUGGAAGCUUACAGAAGCAGCCCACAGGACUGGAAAAAGUAUGCCAAGUUCGAUCGUCACAGGUACACGAGGAAUUUGGUUGACGACGGUAACGGAAGAUUCAAUCUGAUCGUUCUUUGUUGGGGCGAAGGUCACGGCUCUGCUAUUCAUGACCAUGCCAAUGCGCAUUGCGUUAUGAAAGUCCUCCAGGGAGAAUUGACCGAGACUCGAUACGCUUGGCCCGACGAAAGUGCGGAACCGAGAGAAGACGGUGAUAAGCUUCAGGAAACGAGUAGAAGUACCUUCGGCCUUAAUGACGUUUGUUACAUAAAUGAUUCGUUGGGGUUGCACAGAAUUGAAAAUCCGAGCACGAUUAAUCCUGCUGUAUCGUUACACAUCUAUUCACCACCUUUCGACAUGUGUUCGGUCUUCAACAAACAAACUGGCCAGAAAAUACCGUGCAAAGUGACCUUCUGGUCGAAACAUGGCGAACGUCGUAAUCGGGAAAUCCAAGAUUCGCGAUCCCCCGAGGACAACUGAGCGACUGAAAAGGAAAAAGCAUCGAGUGUUCUUAUUCCUUCGUCUCGGAAUGAAAAACUUAUUUUAUUACAAUUGUAUCCGUAGGUACUUAAUUUAUGGAAAAACUUGAUGAGCGAAUGCAAGUUCAUCACGCGAGAAUAUUUGAGAGUACAGCGCACGUUAUUGCGGAAUGAUAAUUAAAGAAAUCGCACUUUUUAAUGUU